AACGUUUCUCAGGUGAGCUCAGCAAAGCAAAGAACAGCUCCAGAUCAGCUCCGCCAUUGCCGGCGCAAAGGCAUAGCCAUGUCCCUCUUUCAGCUCGGGCUGCGUAGAGCAGCUACCCAGCUAUCCAAAUCUUCAUUCGCUUGCGGUCAAUGUCUAUGUCAACAGGCAUCACCUCCCCCGCCAUCCCACAUUCUCAAGCUCGUGGCGGCCAGAGCUCCGGCGAUCCGUAGCUAUGCCACCAAGACCAAGUCCCCCAUAGCCUCCCUCAGCAAGAAUAUCCAAAACGAAAAGACUUCGAAUAAAACCUCUGAAAAGAAAUCCUCAUUCCCCGCAACCAAUGCCAAAUCCGUUGGGUACUGGCUUCUUGGUAGCGCCGCUAGUGUCUUUGGUAUUGUCGUCUUUGGUGGACUUACACGGUUGACCGAGUCUGGUCUGAGUAUCACAGAAUGGAGACCCCUCACGGGCUCACUGCCGCCCAUGUCCGCCGAGGACUGGGACUCUGAAUUCGACAAGUAUCGCGCCUCCCCGGAAUACAAGCUCAUCAACCCCCACAUGGACCUUGACGAGUUCAAGAAGAUCUACUUUAUGGAAUGGACACAUCGCCUCUGGGGCCGCUUCAUCGGCCUCUCCUUCGUGAUCCCGACUAUCUACUUCAUCGCUCGCCGCAAAGUCACCCCACGGAUGGCUGCCAACCUGGUCGGAAUUUCUGCUCUUAUCGGAUUUCAAGGCUUUAUUGGUUGGUGGAUGGUCAAGUCUGGCUUGAAGGAUGAUCUCUUUGCUCCCGGCUCGCACCCCCGUGUCAGCCAGUACCGCCUCGCCACUCACCUUGCCGCCGCCUUUGCCUGCUACUCCUGGAUGCUUCUCGCCGGUCUCAGCGUCUUCCGCACCCACCGUGCUCUCGGCAACCCCGCGUAUUAUACCGAACACUUUUCCGCUCUGAAGAACCCGGCCCUCAACAUCCUCAGGCGCUCCGUUCUCGGCCUCACUGCUCUUAUCUUUACCACGGUCCUUUCGGGCGCUCUUGUCGCUGGCCUCGAUGCCGGUCUUAUCUACAACGAGUUUCCCAAGAUGGGCACGGGCUACAUGCCGCCCAAGGCCGAACUUCUCGACAAGUUCUACUCCCGCAAGGAAGACGGCUCCGAUAUCUGGUGGCGCAACAUGCUCGAGAACCCUUCAUUUGUUCAGCUCGACCACCGCAUUCUCGCCAUGACCACUUUUACUGCUGUUCUCGCCCUGUUCGCCUACUCCCGCACCGGCCGUGUCCAGGCCGCCAUGCCUCCCAACGUCCGAAAGGGUGUUUUGGGACUCGUUCACUUGGUUUCUCUCCAGGUCGCUCUCGGAAUUACCACGCUUAUCUACAUUGUGCCUAUCCAUUUGGCAGCCACCCACCAGGCAGGUGCUCUUGCACUCCUUUCGGGUGCCCUCGUUUUGGGUCAACGGCUCAGAAUCCCCAAGAAUACUGUGGCGCUGGUUCAGAGGCAAUUGAAGCAGGGUGCUCAGCCCUUGAAGACACAGGCGUUGAGCCAGAAGAUGCAGGAGGUCGCAAAGAAUGCUGCCACCAAGGCAUAAAAAGGAUUUUGGAAAAAAGAAGUCGUGUAUAAAGAUGUAAGACUAUAUAUGACACGAGAUACCCCCCCCCCCACAACUACAUGAUGACAGACAGGAGAUAGGAGUCCAUAGUUGUAUUAUAUUUGUGCAAAAUAGGAAGAUAGAAAAGGGAAAGGAAAUUCAACUCUGGUUUAAAUCACGGAUAUCUUCACGUGUGCCUUUUGGGCAGUCGGGGUGUUUUACCAUUUCAUAGUUGUUUAGGGGAUGUUUGUCCAGUCAGCGUAUCUUGUGGAUGUCUCUGGUUCCUUGUUGUCUGAGCCGAUAUGCUGUGUCACGUUGUUGGUGCCGGCGGAUAUGGAAAGGCAAAAGGACAUUUAAAAAAGAGAGAUGAUAGGGGUGCAUCCCCCCUCCGGAUCGCGGUGCAGUUCCCCCCAGUGGGGUUAGGGCUAUAUGCUAUAUAUGGCCCCUGAAUCUGACAUGACAUUCUCCGACGCCUUUUCCCCAUCACUACCAUCAUUAACGACCAUAACUGCCACGAUAUUGAACUAUUAUGUCUCUGUAAAAGCUAGUAGGUGUGUAUUGCCCUUUCAUUCCCAUUGCUGAUGGUCUUCCGACACCUGGCUGGUCACGCUCGUAGGUGUGAAAGCGAAGAGGUGGGCAUGUUGAUAAACCAUAAAUGCUAGAUAAGGCUCUGUUUUCACGCCGAAUUCGCUAGAUUGAGAUGAGACUUCUGAUCCCAUGGUAUUUGCUCGAGGGUGGGGAGCGUUAGGAGGCAUGUCAUCCAGGUGUUCAUUAGAGGGAGUGCGGGUUGGUGGAGUUCUUCUUGUGAUCUUCAAAUCUGGUGUUCAGCAUGGCUGAGAGACAGAUCUCCGAAUCUUUCUACACAGAAGAUGAUAUGCGGGGUAAUAAGGGGGUCUGGGACAAAACAAAGGGAGCUUACUGAGUAUUGUACUGUGUGGCGGAAGCUGAUCUGGGAUUGGGGUCACUAGAGAAAAGAGGAAGUCUGUUUGCUGGGCAUUGCCUUCCGUUGACAAAAGUUAUCUACUCAGGUUUGGAAGAGAGCUAUUAUUUAGGUACUGUGAUGCUCAGAUAAUACUUCCACAUGAAACUCUGCUGAAUUGAGUUGUUUCUACAGAUUCUCAGGCGCAUUCGACGACAACUCAGCAAAUUUAUCGGCGGGGAUUGCU
Molecule: messenger RNA, 2735 nt
Organism: Podospora bellae-mahoneyi
Lineage: Eukaryota; Fungi; Ascomycota; Sordariomycetes; Sordariales; Podosporaceae
Product: Cytochrome c oxidase assembly protein cox15
Exons: 2
Coding region: 79-1569 (496 amino acids)
Biological process (GO): heme A biosynthetic process
Cellular component (GO): mitochondrial inner membrane
Molecular function (GO): oxidoreductase activity, acting on NAD(P)H, heme protein as acceptor
Source: RefSeq, a predicted model, not a curated record